Molecule: messenger RNA, 1899 nt
Organism: Scomber japonicus (chub mackerel)
Lineage: Eukaryota; Metazoa; Chordata; Actinopteri; Scombriformes; Scombridae
Product: dual specificity tyrosine-phosphorylation-regulated kinase 4-like
Exons: 14
Coding region: 1-1899 (632 amino acids)
Biological process (GO): peptidyl-serine phosphorylation; peptidyl-threonine phosphorylation
Molecular function (GO): ATP binding; protein serine/threonine/tyrosine kinase activity; protein serine/threonine kinase activity
Source: RefSeq, a predicted model, not a curated record
AUGUUUCGGGACGUAUUUAACGUUUCCAAGAAGAAGAUUUGUACCAGAGCUGACAAACAGGCACCUGGGAAGCUUUUACCUAAAAUAGAGAACAUGGCCGGACCCAUGAUACAACAAGACAAGAAUGCCAGAAAAGGCACUGUGAUCAUACGGCGGGCCGUCACUGAAGAUGUUUUAAAGAAUCCCCAACAGACAGUGUUGCCACAAAUCACAAAGGGCUCUCCAAAAACCCAGCAGGAUCUCAGGAAAACUCACCUACGUGUCCUGUCACCAGCCGCAAAGGGCUCUCUGAAAACCCAGCAGGAUUUUAGCAGCACUGAGCUACCUGUCCUGCCAACAAUCACAAAGGACUCUCUGAAAACCCAGCAGGAUUUUAGCAGCACUGAGCUACCUGUCCUGCCACCAAUUCUCAAGUACCCUAAGAAAACACAACUGAUGUUCAGCCCCCAUCAGAACAGUGUGCCUCCAAAAGCCCACACCCAGAAAAUAACCUUCCAUCACCCUGCUAUUCAGCAACAAGGGAAUAUACAGAAAAGCAAAACCAAGAAGGUCUGUAAACCCAAGGAGAAGAAGAAGGUUAAGGAGAAGCCCACUGUGGAAAGAACAGCCCUGACCCCUGAAACUGUUCUGAGAGAGUCCAAGUCAUACCUGACAGAUUAUGAGCUGGAAGAAGUCAAGGGAUACAAACAAGUGUGGUUCCUGGGAGAGAAAGCCCAUAAAAGUCGAUACUCAAACAAAGAUAAGAAGUCCACCAACUUUGGCUUUGACAAUGAGGAGGGGUUCUACAGAGUAGUCAUGAAUGACCACUUGGCCUACCGCUAUGAGGUACUGCAGAAAAUUGGAGUAGGCUACUCCGGACAGGUCCUCAAAUGCAUGGACCACAAGACCAUGGAGGUGGUGGCCAUCAAGGUCAUUCGAAACGAAUUCAGUUUUAACGUGCUGGGAAAGACAGAAGUGCAGAUUUUAAAAACCCUGCAAAACACAGAUGAGGACAUCUCCAAUAUUGUCCAAAUGAAGGAUCACUUCUACUUCCGCAAUCACAUCUGCAUCAGUUUUGAGCUCUUAGAAAAGGACUUAUAUCAAGCCUUAAAAGAGACCAACAAGCGGGGCCUUGAUGAGAAGGAAGUCAGAAAAUACGCCAUAGACAUGCUGAAGUGUUUACAGACACUCAAAAAGAACAAGAUAAUCCAUGGCGACUUAAAACCAGAAAAUAUUCUCCUCAAAAAAAAGGGCAGUGUCCACCAUGCAGCAGUAACUGACUUUGGAGGGAGCUGUUUUAUGAGAUACGGAGAUCAACCCCUCAUCUACACAUUGUAUUACAAGUCUCCGGAAGUAUUUCUUGGCCAAGUGUACAACACAGCCUCGGAUAUGUGGAGCCUGGGCUGCAUAUUGGCUGAGCUCAUGCGUGGUCAUCCUCUCUUUUGUGGUGAUAACAAUGCAGAACAUUUCAGCUCUAUAAUGAAGACUCUGGGUGUCUUCCCUACUAAACUGCUGGUGGACUCACCCAAAAGAAAGAAAUUCUUUGAUGUUGAUGGAGUACCACUAAAGAUUGCAGACAUAAGGCUCCACCACCGCACUCUGCACCAACAACUGAACUCUCAGGAUGCUGAUUUUCUGGAUUUCAUUAAACGCUGCUUUGAAUAUGAUCCAGGAAAGCGCCUAACACCAGAAGAGGCCUUGCAGCAUCCAUGGAUUCAAAAGAAAGACAAGACUGCAGCUGUAAAAGAUGCUGAACCAACAAGCACAAAUGCCUUCAUUGUGGGGGGCGGGGUAGGGGUUGUUGUGUGCGAAAUGUGCGAGACUGUUGCCUCCUCAUUCUCUUUGGUGUGGAGGCCUGCAUGGAGUCUGCAGGUGCUAUCCACCAACCACUUCAGGAUGUAUAAAGGAAAUGAUCGUUAA